CCUCCUCAGUGGAACUUGCAAUAAGGAGUUUUCUCUGCUGCACAUUUGUGGCUUCUGUGCACAUAUUAGUAACCGGUGGUUUUAGCUUCUAGUCUCCCAGAGUUGCCAAAGCGGUUAGAAGUCAUUUGGAAAGCCUAUUAGCCGAAUCUUUCUGAUCCAGAAGGCCAGCUGGCUUCUCCUGAGGUACUUUCGAAAUUUGCAGCAACCACUGAUCCUGGUCCAGGUGCAUGGGGAAGACGCUGAGGGUAUAAACCCAAACACUGAACCUGAAGACCCAGCUCAAAGUAGAAACUGAAAGUACCCUGCUUACUCUGCCGGCAGAUCUUACGGAAGUUAUGGCAAAGCCAGAGCGCCCGGGUGGCCGGUGAUGCACGCGACCCUCCUGGGAUGGAUGGACCAGGCGUGGCGUGAGUAAGAGGAGUCAGCUGCCUGGACUGCCCUGCCCAGCACCGGCUUGCGGCCACUCGGCGGAUGACCGGGGUCCUGGGCGUGAUUAUGGGUGGUGAGAGCCCGCUCCUGCCGCAGUCCCAGUCAUCAUGACUACAGCCACCUCCCGCAGACCAUGUUCCAUGUUUCUUUUAGAUAUAUCUUUGGAAUUCCUCCCCUGAUCCUUGUUCUACUGCCUGUCACAUCAUCUGACUGCCACAUUAAAGACAAAGAAGGCAAAGCAUACGAGAGCGUGCUGAUGAUCAGCAUUGAUGAACUGGACAAAAUGACAGGAACCGAUAACAAUUGCCCGAAUAAUGAACCAAACUUUUUUAAAAAACAUCUAUGUGAUGAUACAAAGGAAGCUGCUUUUCUAAACCGUGCUGCUCGCAAGUUGAAGCAAUUUCUUAAAAUGAAUAUCAGUGAGGAAUUCAAUGUCCACUUGCUAACAGUUUCACAAGGCACACAAACACUAGUGAACUGCACAAGCAAGGAAGAAAAAAACUUAAAGGAACAGAAAAAGAAUGAUCCAUGUUUUCUAAAGAGACUGCUGAGAGAAAUAAAAACUUGUUGGAAUAAAAUUUUGAAGGACAGUAUAUAAACAGAACAUGUAGUAGCAAUAUCCAAGAGUCUACUGGUUUAAUACUUGGAGAGGUUGAAACCCUCUCAGAAACUUCUGGAUGCCUUCUGGUCAAAUAAACUGAGCAGCUGGGCCAUGAGAAGUGCAGCUACCUGCUGCAGUCAGCAUAUACAUAUGGAAAUAUAUUCACUGUACUGAUCUGUAAAGCAACCACGUCAUCUGUAAUGCUUUUAAAGCCUUUCUAAAUAUUUCUAACAGUAUCAAGUCUACAAAAUUCAAGGCUACAAAGAUUCAGACUCACCACUGUUUUGUUAGCAAAAUGACGGUGUGGUCAACCAUGCAUCAGUGAUCCACUGAAGGAGUCAAACAGUCUGUUAUAGAGUGAAGAUACUGGAGGGCUCACCGUGAUGGAUAAUGCUCUUGAAAACAGGAGUCGUAUCUUAAAGCAGCAGCAGCAAAAAGAAGCUUAAAGCACUUAAGGCAUCAACAAACGUCAUUAAAUAUGAAUGUAUAACACAUAACUUCAGUAAAGAGCACAGCAAAUAUUUUUAAAUAAAAGUAUUUUUAAAGAUAGAAAUGCACUUAGUCCAAAGAUACUGAAUCUUAGUAUUCAAUCACUUUUGUCAUUUAAUGUAUAAUAAAGCUUGUAUA
Molecule: messenger RNA, 1657 nt
Organism: Grammomys surdaster
Lineage: Eukaryota; Metazoa; Chordata; Mammalia; Rodentia; Muridae
Gene: Il7
Product: interleukin 7
Exons: 5
Coding region: 563-1027 (154 amino acids)
Biological process (GO): immune response
Cellular component (GO): extracellular region
Molecular function (GO): interleukin-7 receptor binding; growth factor activity
Source: RefSeq, a predicted model, not a curated record